Crotalus tigris (Tiger rattlesnake) is the source of this 1182-nucleotide messenger RNA. RefSeq names its product dynein axonemal assembly factor 6 (gene DNAAF6). Lineage: Eukaryota; Metazoa; Chordata; Lepidosauria; Squamata; Viperidae. Gene Ontology annotation, cellular component: cytoplasm. Bases 28 to 819 code for a protein of 263 amino acids. The record is from RefSeq and is a predicted model, not a curated record. Gene Ontology annotation, molecular function: protein-folding chaperone binding; dynein intermediate chain binding. The transcript is spliced from 6 exons. Gene Ontology annotation, biological process: flagellated sperm motility; axonemal dynein complex assembly.
GCAGCCUCGCCGCCGCCGCGCGCACCGAUGACGAUCACGGCGCGCGCCGGAGGUAGCGGGCCCGGAAGCCGCGCCGUUGCCGGGCAACGCGGGAGGGACGCAGCGGAAGUGAAGUCCAUGGCGGCGCCCGCUCCUCUUUCGGCCGACUCGCUGCUGGCGCUGACCGGACUGCUCUCCUCGGGCUCCGGGAACGGCGACAGCGCGGACCCGGCGCAGGGCCCCGCGGGCGACCGCUCCGGGCCGGGGAGUAUCGGCCCCCCGAAGGCCGGCGGCGCCUCAGCCGCCCCGCAGCCUCCCGAGGAAGGCAAGGCCAUCUGGAGCGCCGAGGAGGUGACCGAAGGGAACACGGGCGACGCCUCAUGGGACCCCCGGGAGCAGCCGGAGUACGUCCUGGCGACCCUUUCCCCUCAGGGUCCCCGCGCCGUAGGUGGAAAAACGGCCGUCCUGCGAAAGGCUCCCUUGGCGCCCUCUCCGUCGAUGAUCCCCCCUGAACGAAACCGGGGAAGAUAUGAGAUUGUGUUCAAGCAACAGGUGAGGGCUGAGGAUCUGUUCCUAGGCAUGAGCAGAAAGGACCCCUCCACUGCCUGCUGCGAGGACAUGCUGAUUAAAAUUAAACUGCCGGACACAAAAGCUUCAGACAUUACCCUUGAUAUACAAGAAAAGCUCCUUGAUUUUCGGAGUCCCCAGAAGCGGCUCCUUUUGCAUCUACCUCAUCCAGUGGAUACCACCAAUGGGAAAGCCCGUUUUCUGUCUGAACAGGCUACACUGGAAGUCACUUUGAGGAUGAAGCGAGAAUUGGAUUUCAUCAACUUCGCAUGAAGAGAAAGAAGAAUCAGCCGCUCAGAGGUCCGGGGGAGAUUUUCUAGUGAGGUAAUUUGAGAGAAGAAGAUCCUGCCACCUGUUCCAAAGAAUUACUGAAGUGUCCAACAGGCCUUCAUGCCAGCAUCAGGAUACCUUGAGGUCUGGCUAUCCUACCCUCUUCUUGAUUUCUGACACUGAAAUAUUUCUAGGAGGCCUCUGGCUUCUCCACUUUCCUUAAUUGUUGCUUCCUUGGGGUCCAUUCCUCCAACAUCGGGAUCAGCAUGUGAGGGACAACAGAUGCAAAGUGGGAUCAUACUGGCUGAGCUGCUGACUGCUUUGACUUCUGUGCCAUUUAUAGAUAAUAAAAGUCCUGUCCUUUUU